AUGCCCCCAAGUAGCCGCCGCCUAGGCUCUUCACGCAAACCGCCAUCGACAAACAAGGUGCAGACGUCUUCAGCCCAAGGAGAAAAUACCGCGGCUGCUAAGAAGACACCUCGGCGAUCUACGCCAGAGACCGAAGAGGAUGACACAUUCUCUGCCCCGGCCUCGGGCAUGGAAAGCGAGCCUGUUUCCCCCAUCACGCCUCCACUCGAGGCAUACAUGGACGGCGCACCGAAAUACCGAUACCCUGCCCCGUUCAAAUCCACCUCGAAACCCAAACUCAAACCUACUUCCACUCCUACUUCCCUUUCUAACCCCUUUCCCCAAGAGCAAAAUGCACAACCAGCCGACACGAACGAACUCGUGCAAAAACUCCUCGAUAGCAUGGAAAUGCAGAAUCUGAUGCACGAAGAGCUCGCCCGCCUCGACCGCCAACUCGACCAACAAGCGCUCGCGCAUUCAUUUCAACGAACGACCAAAAACCUCGAGAAGAAACAACCCUCCAAAGCCCGCGAGUGGGUGAAACAUGCUAAAGAGAUCACCGCCAGACUCGGCGACACGGACAGCCAGGCCCGCUGUCUGUACUGGCUCGGCCGUAUCGACUGGUACGAAGGCCACGAGACAGACGCCUACUUCCACUUCUCUGAGGCAGCCAAGGAACUGUCCCGUAGUUGCGACGAGAUGCGCCACAUCACGACGUACCUGGAGUGGCUGCGUCCCGGGGGAGAGAAGGACAGGCGACGCGCAACACUGGCGCAGCACGGAUUCCAUCCUCCGCACGAGAUCACGUUCACGCACGUGAGCCGCAAGAAGGUCCCCGCAUCGUCCGCCCCGCCCCAUAGUAUGGAUUUCAACCGGUACUCGCGUCCCGGGGUGAAGCGCAAGCGCGAACACCUGGAGCCAGACGUGGCCAUCGCGCUGGGUCUGCCUCGCAAAAACGGCAGCCAAAAGCAGCGCGAGCCGCGCAGCAGGACCGUCAUGACGUUCGAGUCGGAUCGCCACGUCCACCCCGGUGACAAAGUGGACUGGGAUGCACCUCGACUGCACCAUCUGACCUAUGACUUCAGUUGGAAGCAACCGCAGCAGCUGCCGCAUCACCCGCCGUCCCAGAAUGUGUUCGAUUUCUGCAAGUAUCCGAAGAGCAGGGCGAGUCGGUUCCGGUCGCACAAGAUCUUCACGAAGCAGCCGUGGGAGGAGAAAUUGCCGAAGAGGACGACGAGAAGGACCAGAGCUGACGGUAAGACAGAUGUCACAAUGGCCAUGCUGACAGAGGAACUGAAUCCUACUCAGUAUCAGGCAUUGCGGUAUGGGUAUCGAAAGCGACGUUCAUAG
This is a messenger RNA of Aspergillus affinis, 1329 nucleotides long. RefSeq lists its product as uncharacterized. The transcript has a single exon. The coding region runs from base 1 to 1329 and encodes 442 amino acids. The record is from RefSeq and is a predicted model, not a curated record. NCBI's taxonomy places the organism in Eukaryota, Fungi, Ascomycota, Eurotiomycetes, Eurotiales, Aspergillaceae.